AUGGGUAACAUGGAGUAUGAAUGCCCGCACCGAGUAGCCAUUCCUCCAUCAAAACCGCUAGCCAAGUCCUUGGAGACGUCUCUGAAAGAGACUUUCUUCCCCGACGACCCUUUCCGGCAGUUCAAGAACCAGCCUCUGUCGAGGAAGUUUGUGCUAGCGCUGCAAUACUUCGUGCCAAUCCUCGAAUGGGCGCCCCGCUACACUUUUGACUUCUUCAAAUCCGACUUUAUUGCUGGAAUCACUAUUGCCAGUCUCGCAGUCCCUCAAGGGAUCAGCUACGCAAAUCUCGCCAACUUGCCACCCAUUAUCGGAUUAUAUUCAAGCUUUGUGCCACCGUUGGUGUAUGCCAUGCUGGGGAGCUCUAAAGAUUUGGCAGUGGGUACUGUGGCUGUUGUGUCGCUUCUCAUAUCUUCUAUGCUUGGGAAGGAAGUUAACCCUAAUCAGAACCCUACACUUUAUCUUCAGUUGGCUCUCACGUCUACCUUCUUCGCCGGAGUCUUUCAAGCUUCCCUCGGUUUGUUAAGACUUGGAUUUAUCGUGGACUUUCUUUCACAUGCGACAAUAGUGGGUUUCAUGGGUGGAGCAGCCACCGUUGUUUGUCUUCAGCAGCUUAAGGGGAUCCUUGGGCUUGUUCAUUUCACUCACGAGACUGAUCUUGUGUCUGUCAUGCGCUCUAUAUUUACCCAAAUUCACCAGUGGAGAUGGGAAAGUGGAGUCUUAGGGUGUUGUUUCCUUUUCUUCCUCCUCCUCACAAGAUACUUUAGCAAGAAAAAGACGGUCUUUUUUUGGAUAAAUGCGAUGGCGCCUCUGACUUCUCUUAUUUUGGGAAGCCUCCUCGUUUUUCUGACCCACGCUGAAAAACAUGGCGUUCAAGUGAUUGGGCAACUGAAGAAAGGCUUAAAUCCACUUUCCGUAUCUGAGUUGGCUUUUGGGUCGCCGUUUCUGAUGGCAGCCAUUAAAACGGGGAUCAUUACUGGUGUCAUAGGCCUCGCUGAAGGAGUAGCAGUGGGGAGAAGUUUCGCCAUAUUUAAAAACUACCACAUUGAUGGGAACAAAGAGAUGAUCGCUUUUGGGUUGAUGAAUAUUGCUGGCUCUUGCACUUCAUGCUACUUGACAGCAGGACCAUUUUCUUUGAGGAGAAAUUUUGUGAAGCUUACCAAUAGAAAAACUUUGAGCCGAACCAAGACCACAAAGGCAACCAUGACCUACCGGAGUUCAAGCAGCAGACCCAUGAAGCGCGAGAUAUUCACAUAG
Corylus avellana is the source of this 1254-nucleotide messenger RNA. The record is from RefSeq and is a predicted model, not a curated record. Lineage: Eukaryota; Viridiplantae; Streptophyta; Magnoliopsida; Fagales; Betulaceae.